GCGGCGCCCCCGGCCGCCCUCGCCACUCUUGCAUCCCCCAGGUCGCUUGAGUCACCCAUCAGCCCGCAGCUAUGGCCGCCAUCGUCGCCCCCAGCGCCACCGUGCGCGCCACCUUCAAUGUGCAGCGCCCCCGCGCUCGCACUGUGAUGAAGGCGGGCAACUGGCUGCCCGGCAGCGACACCCCCGCCUACCUCGAGAACCUGCCCGCCAGCUACGGCUUCGACCCCCUGGGCCUCGCCAAGGAGGCCCCCAGCCUGCAGCGCUUCAAGGAGUCUGAGGUCAUCCACGGCCGCUGGGCGAUGCUGGGCGCCGCCGGCGUGCUGGGCGUGGAGGUGCUGGGCUACGGCAACUGGUACGACGCGCCCCUGCCCCUGGUCCAGGGCGGCAGCGCCACCUACUUUGGCGCCUCCAUCCCCUUUGACCUGGGCACCCUGGCGGCCAUCGAGUUUGCUGCCAUGGCUGGCGCCGAGUCGUUCCGCGGCGCGGCUGAGCCCGAGAAGCGCGUGUACCCCGGCGGCCCUUUCGACCCCGCUGGCAUGUCCAAGGGCAACCAGGAUGAGCUGCGGACCAAGGAGAUCAAGAACGGCCGCCUUGCCAUGAUCGCCUGCCUGGGCUUUGUGGCCCAGCAUGCCGCCACCGGCGCCAGCCCCCUGGAGGCCCUGGGCGCCCACCUGGCUAACCCCAUGGUUGCCAACUUCGCCACCAACGGCGUGUCCCUGCCCCUGGCGUAAGCAGCAGCCAGCGUCCCCUGGCGGGGCCCCUCCCCCGCCUGCCCCUCUUGUGUGGCGGGGAGCCCUUGCUGAGCGCUGGCACGGCAGCGGUCUGGCCCGGCCAGCUUCCGGCUGGUGUGCGGGUUUUGGUCUCUGUGCGUGUGUGGUCUUGUAUUUUGCUCUCUCCCUUGCUCAUUGCUUCCCUGACUUCACCCCACCUGAGAAGAUCAACGCUAUCGCUACCUGCCUGUAAGCACCACCAUUCGUGAAA
This is a messenger RNA of Chlorella variabilis, 981 nucleotides long. RefSeq lists its product as hypothetical. Gene Ontology annotation, biological process: response to light stimulus; photosynthesis, light harvesting in photosystem I. Bases 72 to 731 code for a protein of 219 amino acids. The transcript is spliced from 5 exons. NCBI's taxonomy places the organism in Eukaryota, Viridiplantae, Chlorophyta, Trebouxiophyceae, Chlorellales, Chlorellaceae. The record is from RefSeq and is a predicted model, not a curated record. Gene Ontology annotation, cellular component: membrane.